This is a messenger RNA of Nicrophorus vespilloides, 3123 nucleotides long. RefSeq names its product zinc finger protein 99-like. The record is from RefSeq and is a predicted model, not a curated record. The transcript has 5 exons. Bases 23 to 3076 code for a protein of 1017 amino acids. Lineage: Eukaryota; Metazoa; Arthropoda; Insecta; Coleoptera; Silphidae. Gene Ontology annotation, cellular component: nucleus. Gene Ontology annotation, biological process: regulation of transcription by RNA polymerase II. Gene Ontology annotation, molecular function: zinc ion binding; RNA polymerase II cis-regulatory region sequence-specific DNA binding; DNA-binding transcription activator activity, RNA polymerase II-specific.
CGGUCGGUAUAAAUUGGAAACGAUGAGGUCCAAUUUUCGUGGAUGCACAAAGAUGAUCGCCGAUUACGACGACGUGGAGGACUCGCACUUUUGCCUGAAGUGCCAUCAGACCAUCACCGGCUUGGACAACUACGUGACCCAUCGCAAGAACAACUGCGUCAAAUCGGAACCCGAUCCUCCAAAGUCACCCCCAUCCAGCGAACUCCUCCCGCAAGAUUAUGCCUUCAGUCUGAAAGCCGACGACUUCUUCUCCAGCCUCGAGUUGCAGAGUAGCAGCAAGAAGACGGUCGCCCCAUCGACGAGUGGUAAAACCUUCACCGGCAUUCUGACGCGCAGCAAGACUUCAGCGGUAAUUCAGGAAAAGGAGCAAUCAAAAUCUGGGAAGAACGCUUGGAUAGGAGGACAUCAGUUGAAGGAGUUGGGUACCGGUGAUAACCACACUAAGCUAAUAAAAGCAGUUGAUAAUUUAAGCAGAAACGCUUCAAUUAAAAAAGAAGAUGUAAGCAAUGCGGUUUAUACCGAUGAAGCCAGUGAAGACACGAAUUACGAAGACGACGAUUUCGAUGAUGAAUACAUUCCCAGCGGUGGUAAGUGGGCGCCGCAGUACACGGAACCGGCACCUAGUUACACCGGUGGUAAAUGGAAGCCGAAGAGGAUGAGUCUGAUACCACCGCAGAGUCACACCAAGGGCAAAUGGAAACCGGAAAUCCCGGAAGCACCGAAUCCACCCAGCAAGUCGAAGAUCAAAAUCUCGAGUCAGUCGAAGAAGUCGGGAAAGGAUUUCUGGUGUGUACCGUGCAAUCGAAAAUUGGCCUCGAAAGUGGUUUAUGACCGGCACCUGAAGUCCGAGCUGCAUUUAAAGCGGACGCUGCAAGAGUUCGACGACUCGCCGCAUUUGAAUACAAAACCCGAUAAAGAAACGAAAGCGAAACCCGUUGAAUAUUGGCCGCAUGCCGUCGGAGAAGACAAUGAGGACACUAUGAAAAAUGCCGUCGAGCCGAAGGGCGGUCAGAAGAGGAAGAGGGCGGCAAGGAGGAUUUAUGUGAAAUGCUCGGUAUGCAAGAGUCGCGUUACCACUCACUUGAUGGGCAAGCACCUGAUCUCGCAUUACCAUUGCCGCAAAGGCGACAUCAACACGCCGGAAGCCCACGCCAUGGUCCUCGACAACAUGCACAAAAUCGUACUGCAUUCACCCUACCAAUGCGGCACCUGCAAAUUCUACUUCAACACCCACCUCCAAUUCUUGCAGCACUGGAACUCCGCCGACCACAAAAGCACCAUGGACAAAACUCCCGGCUACAUCCUAUGCUCUUUCUGCAAGUUCUCAUGCGAAGACAACGACACGAUGUUCUCGCAUCUUAUAUCCAUCGAGCACAAAGAGGUCAUCUCUGUUAUUAACCGCUCUGUGCCAAUCGUUAUUAAAAAAAUUAGACCUCUGAAAUGCUCCACUUGCUCCGAAGAGUUCAUGCUAAACAUCCAAUUGAGGAUCCAUUGUAAAACCGAAGACCAUCAAUAUUCGAGCACCUCUACCAACGAAUAUCAGAUGAAGGAAAUUUGUGAACACUGCAACCUGACAUUUAAAUCUCUAAAAACCUUGCAAGUCCACAUAUCUAAUAACCACCAAAUCAAGAAUUUUUACUGCUCAAUAUGUUCCUUGCAAUUCGAUUCGUUGGAAGAGAGUGUCUCGCAUAGGAAGAGCCCAGAACACAGAUGCAAAGCCCAGAACAAACCGGAACCAAUACACAAGUGCGAAUACUGCUCUUUGAUUCUUCAAACCUUCGUAGCAUUGAAAGACCACUUAAGAGAAGCUCAUCCUGAACGCUUACCAUCUUGCGUCCAAUGCGGCGAAAAGUUUUCGGUGCCUCAAGAGCUCACCGUACACAUCCGUUCGAAGCUCUGCAAAUUCACCAUCAUCGAUAACCCGUUCAAAUGCAACAAGUGCCCAUACAGCACCAAAUCCAAUUCGGAACUGCUAUACCAUCAAGCUUUGCACACCGAAGGCAUUCCGCAGACGGACAGCAAUUCGAAAACCACAUACCAUUACAAAUGUCCCCUGUGCACAUUUACCUAUCCAAAGUCCUCUCUACGUUAUCACAUCCAGAACCACACCAACGAGAAGUCGUACAGGUGCGACGUUUGCGGCGCCAAAUUCGCACGUAAGAGCCAUUGGAAAGCCCAUCUGAAGAUCCACGAGGAUCCGAAGCGAGAGUACAGAUCACCCACGGAUGGAAGGACGAGGGAACACAGCUACCUGUGCGCCAUUUGCGGCGUCCACUUCAACAAAAACUCGACGUUGCAAAAGCAUAUGCUGGUGCAUACUGGAAAGACGGUCAGGUGUCCGGUGGAGACUUGCGUCCAUUUUGCGAGGAGCGAAGCGGACCUGAAGAGCCACAUGACGACGCAUUCGGACGAGAGGAACUAUCCUUGCGAUCUGUGCCAGUACCGAGGCAAGAGUGUCCAGCAGCUGAAACGCCAUAAGACGAUGCACGAGGAUGGAAAGAAGUUCAAAUGUCAGCACUGUUCGUUCACGACUCGGCUCCAAUUCCAUUUGGUUCGGCACGAGCGAAUCCACACCGGUUCGAAGCCGUUCGUCUGUCCUCAUUGCGAUUACCGAUCCAACAAUUUGGAGAAUCUACGAAAGCACGUCAUGGCCACGAACAAGCAUCCGGGACGAUGCAUGUACGAGUGCAAGUUCUGCGAAGGAAGCAAACAUUACAAGACGAAUUUAGCUAGGGACUUCAAGGUUCAUCUGAUGAUGGUGCACGGAGAUGAUUUUCCCACGCAGAACGAUGCGAGUAAUUAUAUAACAGGGAUCUGUCACGGCGUGGAGUCGGUGCGUCCGAAGGAGAAGACCGACGAAGACGUUGAUGAUGACCUGGAGGAGAUCAAGAUCGAAGUCGUUCCGAAGGUUGAGGUCAAGCAGCACGGCAGCACCAUGUUCCCCGUGUUUAUCGUCUCCAAAGAGGAGGGUGCAGUCGUGGAGAGGAGCACAUGGACUUUUGAAGCCGAAGAAAACAGCAACCUCGACACGUUCAACGACGAGAACGCCAGUUUGUUUCAAGAGCAUUUCCAAUAAUUAUUAACAAAUUUAUAUAUUUUUAUAUAACAAUAUUCGUUGACAAU